AUGGCAACGGUGAAAGGAGAUGUGCACGACAUUGCCAAGAACAUCCUGGGAGUUGCCCUGGGCUGCAACAACUUCAAGGUGAUCGACAUGGGUGUAAUGGUGCCCUGCGAAACAUCUUGGAGGAGGCUGUCGAGGACGCACAUGAGCCAGCGGAGAUGCGAUCACCGAGUAGAUCUCGUAGCACAGAUGUGUGCGCAGCAAAAUCGCAGGAGAAAGUGGGUGUCAUUGGACUUUGCGGGCCUGCCUCUCGGUCUUGACUUCUGGCGAUUCGAGAAAUCAGGCUUCGCGCUGAGGCUCAUCACACCCUCCUUGGAGAUGGUAUAUGUCGCUGUCCGUGCCUCAACUGCUCAGCUGUCCGGAUUUGCGAUUUGCUACACACCGCCCCGCUGUCCAAUCUCAGGAGCAGAUGAAGGUGCCGUUGAUGAUUGGUGGCGCCACCACAUCGAAGCGGCACACGGUGGGGCGCCCGAAGAGUGGAUCUUAGAAGACAACUUGGAACCCAGCACCAUGAACGGCAACAAGGCGGUGAAGAUCACCACUAAGUACAACAACGCGUGA
Symbiodinium sp. CCMP2592 is the source of this 558-nucleotide messenger RNA. The record is from the annotation of a GenBank genome assembly. NCBI's taxonomy places the organism in Eukaryota, Dinophyceae, Suessiales, Symbiodiniaceae.